AUGGCCGCCUCUCCCCUCCAUUCUCUGCCGACUCGCGAACGGGACCCCCUUCACCUUGACCCCGUCUUGACGGUCUCUCAAGCCGAGUGCUGGCUCGAUCGCCUCUUCUCCGACUUCAAUAGUGCUUUCGAGUCCGUCACCCCGGUCCCGCUAGAUGCAAAGAGUGCGCAGGGGUAUAGUUCGCAGCUGGAGGUUCUGUGCCGGCGCGCGGGCGCGCUCGAGCAUGCCACCGCCAUGUUGUGUUUCUAUCUUCCCGGAGAUGUUCUCAUCAGGGUCAUUGCUAGCAUUGCGGCCGCACACUACCAACGACGUAUCUUUCGCUCAGUGGCGGACUGUGAAGUCGAUCCAUGCAUCAUCCUGUCACCCACUCUCGUCUCGAGCAUGGCACGGUAUCUCCACCAAACCCAUGCCUACCUGUGGAACGUAGACGGAUGGCAGCGCGCCAAGACCGGCAUCUAUACUGCUCUGAAGGAUGUGGGGCAAGCCUCUCAGAUGUUGAUGCGCAAUUCCCUUGAGUCCUUCUCCGAAUCACACGGCAUGUCCCUCCAAGACCUUACACUCCCUGCCCCCAUGGCGUCUUCAUCUUCGGACGCUACAUUGACUUGCCCCACACCCACGGAAGAAAUUUCCUCGUUUCUGGAUAACAUUGUCCCCGACGGCUUCAAGCAAUCUUGGACCGUGCGCGACGCCGACGCCAGACUCCGACAUAGCCAUCUCGACCCCCUGUCCGCGCAGCCCAACCUGCCAUACCUCCCACCGUCUUGCUACGCGUGUGGCUCCCAUGAUUCUGACAGUUCCUCUACGUGCUCCUCCACGGAAUCAUGCACGGCAUACUCCGGUUCUCCGGACCCACCUUCUCCCACCUGGUCCGAUUUCAAGAAGGAUCUCCCAGCCAUCAUUUGUCGCUCGCCGUCGCCCCCAAAGCAUGCGAUGGAUCUCGGCGUCCCGUCUACGCCUCCCUUUUCCUCCGCCCAUCUCAUGAUACCCGUCUCUCCCCGCUCCAAGCCGCGUCCUACUCCAAAUCACUUGUCUCUGGAGCCAACGACACCGUCGCGACCGCAUCCCAAGAUCUCUCGCAAGAAGCGUCCCCGGUCCAACUCGUCUGACGGCAUCGAGCCUGUGGAGCUUCGAUCCACCAAGACGCGCCGCCUCUCCUGGGACCUUCUUCUGCGCGACCAGACAGGCGAGGUGGUGUACCACGCUUCCUCAGGGAGCUUUACAGGCGGACUUACCCCCGACGCCCCUUCCCGUCAUGCUUCGCCUAAGCCAUCGAAGUCGAAGCCCAAACGCGCGCAACGCGCCGCGGCGCCUACUUCCCUGCCCACUCCCCCGCCUCUGGCUCGGGCUGCCUCUCCCUCUCCCCUCCCGUCCCGCUCGCGAUCGCCAUCACCACAACCUCCAUACCUUUCAUCCCGCCCACUUGCCCACGCGCCCGUCGUCGCGCCUCUCCAACCGCGGACGCUCACUCGCUCCCACUCCGAGCCCCUCGCCACCCCCUCCCGUCUCACAUCGCUCCUCGCGCCGAAGCCCAAGCUCGAGCCUCACCGCAUGCCGCCUCCUCCCUCGCGCCCGCGGAAAGGAAAAGGCCGUGCGGACCGUGGCGUCUCGGUCAUCGCUCUCUCCCCCACGAGUGACCGGGCGCCCGACCUCAAGCCCAGGCCCCGCUCGCCCGAUCUCUGCGACUGGGACGACCUCCUCGCGUUGUCGGCGCACGGCACGACGCCGUGCCCCGCGGACGCUCCGUUCACCGCGCGAGGCCCGCCCGUUUCAGGCGGGAAGCCCUCUCGCGGCGACGGUCCCAGGCGGCGGAAGCGCGGAUGUCUCGCGGGGCUGCUCCACUCCGUCUGGAUCCUUCUCGGCGACCGGGGCUUUGCGUUGGCGUAG
Molecule: messenger RNA, 1884 nt
Organism: Epithele typhae
Lineage: Eukaryota; Fungi; Basidiomycota; Agaricomycetes; Polyporales; Epitheliaceae
Exons: 3
Coding region: 1-1884 (627 amino acids)
Source: RefSeq, a predicted model, not a curated record